Molecule: messenger RNA, 1272 nt
Organism: Emericellopsis atlantica
Lineage: Eukaryota; Fungi; Ascomycota; Sordariomycetes; Hypocreales; Bionectriaceae
Exons: 1
Coding region: 1-1272 (423 amino acids)
Source: RefSeq, a predicted model, not a curated record
AUGAGCCUCCUCAAUCUUGGCAAUCUUCUCAGCGUUUCGGCGCCAGCUCUCGGGCUCAACAUCUCCGUCAACCUAGGGCGAUCACUCAAUGCCAACCCGCCCGUUCUCCAUCGAGACGCCCACCCUAUCCUUGGUCGUGAUGAAACAGAGAGCUCUUCCUCCCUUGUUGCAGACCCUGCGGAUGCAUUCGUCAAAAGCUCUCUAAGCCCGGCGAUCGAGGUUCGAGACACCAAGCCAGCAGACGAUGGCACGGUCGAGGUGCCUGAGAGCGAACUGGUGGACAUACUCGACAAGCUGGUUGAUCUAGAGAACCAAGUGGAGGGCUUGAUGGGGCAAGAUGGCGAGGGGGAAGUCGCGAGCAUCAAAGAGACCCAAGAUGCAGGCAGUGGCUCUGAUGGAGUUGGCAAUGUCGGGGGCCAAGAUUCCCAGACAAGCUCCGGCGCAACUAAGGACGGUAAGACUCCCAGUUCUGAGAUCGCUGACGGUGGUGAAGGACUGUCGACCAGCACGCCUACCGCUUCGGGGCUCCCUAAAGGCAAGACAGGCGAAGAUAACAGCGACGACGCUUCGACAAACAACUUUGCAAAUGUGGAUGGCGGCGAUAAAACAGAGGAGGAGGACAAUGGCAAAGGUGCUGACGGUGGUCCGGCUGGUAAGUCCCUAGUGAACGCAAACAAUCAGAACAUACCUUUGCUGACACUCUCAGGCAAAUCCCUUCCGGGCGGCGGCGGUGUGUUCAAGGAAGAGUCCAUGGUUGAGACAGUGGUGUCUACCAUUGACUCUACUUCAACGACGACGAUGACCAGAACCAUCACAACGACAGUGACCCUAUGGCCGGCCACCAAGACCACCACCACAUCGUCUGCGGCUAUGCGCCAGUCGGAAACCAGCACACCCUCUGCCACAGGCCCGGUCGCGAACAUCCGACUUGGUCUUGGUGGUCAGUUUAAAGAAGUCGACAGCAAAUCCUCGUUUUCCUGGGCCAACUCGACAUUUACCUCUGCAGCUGCCCGCCCAGACCCCAGUGUCCACCUUGGCGGCCAAUUCAUAGAGGCUGAACAGUCGCUCUCUUCUUCUCCUGUUAACAGCCUGCCUCUCAAUUCUUCCGCAGCGACGUCCAAGUUGGACAGCCUGGAGAGCCAGGUCACGACACCAGCAGCAACUUCGGCAUCCUUGGAUCUUGCGAGUCCGUUUAGGGAGCUCUACAAGGCCUCCGCCCCCUACGCCAACACGACUACGAGCGCAGGCUUCAAGACUGUUGUGCGACCCUAG